UGAUAAAGACUGUUUCUUUGAUUUCUCAUAUCAGUCACUCAAACACUUUAUAGCCUUGAUUGAUAAACACUUGAAACAAUUUUAAAAAAUAUAUAUACAAUAUACAUAUUUUAUUUUCUGAUAUACAUAUCUGUUAAUAUAAGUUGUAUUUUCUCAAGAAAUUAGGAGACAUGAAUAUGGUCUCGGAAAAACCGGAAGUGCUCUGUCGAGUCUGUGGAGACAAGGCUUCCGGUCGUCACUAUGGUGUGCCCAGUUGCGACGGUUGCCGUGGGUUUUUCAAGCGCAGUAUUCGCAGAAACUUAGAAUACGUGUGCAAAGAACAGGGUAGAUGUAUUGUGGACGUUGCAAGAAGAAACCAAUGCCAGGCUUGUAGGCUCAAGAAAUGUCUCAGCGUAUGCAUGAGGAAAGAAGCUGUUCAACAUGAGAGGGCUUCUCGGUCUCAACCCAGAAGACGUUCAAGGUUGGUCACCAGCUCUUCAGACGCUUCGCAUUGUUAUGGAAACUCUUUAAGACCUGGUUCUCAGAGAUCCACCAUUUUGAACAAUGUCUCGCUGGGCGUUGGACCAUUCUGUACGUCUGUCGCUUCAGAUGUCGGAAGGUUGCCUCCACCCUCCUUGUUGUCACACGUCAACACAAGCAUUCCAGUUUCUGUGCCGUUAUCUUUCAGGAGAAAUGACGAAGAGACUCAAGCCGAAAUAUCAAGACCAAUGCAUGCAGAUCUUAAGCCACAAAGUCCAGCCUCAACCAAAAAAUCAUGUCUCGAAGAUUGCAUCUCAAGUGACGAUUCUAGAAACUCUACACCCCCACCUCAACCUCGCACCAGUCCGACCUCUACUGUCCACCUAACGCCCACCUCCCACAUAUUCAGGAGCAGUCUGCAAUCUCCAGAGAACCUCUCCAGGACCGCAUCUUAUGUGGCCAUGGAUCAUCCACGAUGUGGGGUGAUGGGCCCUUCAAACAGCCUGCCACCCGCUUUCUUUGGUCCCUUUCCACCCAAUCCCCUGGACACGAUAUACGAAGCUGCUGCAAAGCUGUUGUUCUUUUCAAUACGCUGGAUGAGAGGUAUUCCAUCGUUCUUGCAACUUGGAUUUCGAGAUCAAGCCAUCCUUUUGGAAGAGUCCUGGUGUGAUGUCUUUGUUCUGAGUGCAGCCCAGUGGGGAUUUCCCCUGCAAGAAGGAUUUCUUUCAUUCGUCAAUGUGAUAGCACCCGAAAAGCAGAGUUUAGUUGCAACUCAGCUUCAUCAAAUGAAAAAUGUUAUGUCACAAUUGGUGGCUCUACACGUUGAUCACACGGAGUUUUCUUGUCUUAAAGCUUUGGUACUCUUCCGAUCAGAAGCGAGCGGUUUGAGAGAUCCAGUACAAGUGGAAAUGUUGCAAGAUCAGACUCAGCUUAUGUUGCACGAGUACGUCCUAACCAAACAACCACCUUCGAAGGUUCGAUUUGGAAAACUCCUCUUGGUCCUCUCGCUGGUGAGAAAGGUGAACGCCAGCGUCGUGGAAGAAGUAUUUUUUAGAAAAACCAUCGGUUCGGUUCCGAUUGAGAGGCUACUUUGCGAUAUGUUCCAAGCAGCGUAACUUUUAAUCGAUUAUUUACUUUAUACUUAUAGCUCGAAUGGUACGGUUUAAAAAGGGCUGUUGCAAUAAAAUAAAUAGAUAAAUCUAUCAUUACUUUGAGAAAGCUCUCGGUUCUCGGAUUCUUAAACCAAAACAUUGCAAUUCCAUCGUGCCCGAUCUCUGACGGCCGAUGAUAUUCAAUUGAAGCCCUAGAGUUGGAAUAAAUACAAUAAUGCUGCCAUUUUGAAGUUCAAAUCAUGAAGAAGAAAAAAUCCAAGACGGAGAUCUCCGAAUGAAAGUUUAACAAGUAUUAUCUAUCACUAUUAAUCUAGAAGAUCUCCAAACUCUGGUUUAUUUAAAUUUGAAACUUUGAGGUGGAUAAAAGGAUUUUGCAUCGAAAGAUUGUUGAAGUCUUGACUUUCAAGUAGAAAUUCGAAGUGAAUAUCUUUGAAUUAAAAAGAAUGCAACUGGAGCAAAUGGUUUGAACAUAUAGAUGCUGUUUUGUUAAUUGCAUGGACAAAAAAAGAAGAAAAAAAUCAGGCAUCCUAUUGAAAUCUAGGAGCUGGUGAAUAGUACCUUAAGGUGUCCCUUGAAGGAAAAUUGGAAGCAUUGCAUUGUUUAAGUGAACAAUUUUAGCUUUACUCAGAGAUUAUAUGCACUUUAAAAUCAAGAAAAAUGCUAUUGUUAUAGGUGAAAGGCAAAACGGAGAUCAAAUCACAAGAAAGUUGUUUCAAACUGUAAAGAAUUAAUAAAAAGUUAUUAAAUAAAUGUGUUGAACAUUG
Molecule: messenger RNA, 2335 nt
Organism: Parasteatoda tepidariorum (common house spider)
Lineage: Eukaryota; Metazoa; Arthropoda; Arachnida; Araneae; Theridiidae
Source: RefSeq, a predicted model, not a curated record